AUGGACUCACCGGAAAUGGCGACUUUGAACCCUUUCGACCUCUUGGGAGAUGACGCCGAGGAUCCGAGCCAGCUCGCCGUGGCUUUGCCGAAGAAGGUCGAGAAAGCAGCUCCUGUCCUGCCUGCUAAGGCCGGUAAGAUGCCAACCAAGCCGGUGCCUCCUACUCAAGCCGCGAGGGAGUCCAAGAAUGCUCCUUCAGGAGGUCGUGGUGGUGCUGGACGUGGACCUCCUCGUGGUAGGGGUGCUGGAUUUAACCGGGAGUCCCGGAACAAUGAUGCUCCUAGGAAUGAAAACGGAUAUUCCAUUGCAAGACCUUCGGAACAAGGUGACGGAGCAAGGCGUGCUGCGCCUGUUGGUGGAUACCGUGGUGAUGGUGGUCGCGGAGGAGGCCGCCGUGGUGGAUUUGCCAAUGGUGAAUCAGGUGACGUGGAACGCCCAAAGAGGCACUACGAGCGCCGUAGCGGCACUGGUCGCGGUAAUGACCUAAAACGUGAUGGUGGUGGUCGUGGAAACUGGGGAACUACUGAAGAUGAUAUUCCACCAGCAACUGAGGAGGCCACAACAGAGAUUGAGAAGAGCCCUGUUGCUGAGAAGCAAGGCGGUGAGGAUGAGACCACUGAUGCUAAGGCUCCUGCAGAUGAGCAAGAGGAGAAAGAGCCUGAAGACAAGGAGAUGACUCUGGAAGAGUAUGAGAAAAUUCUGGAGGAGAAGAAGAAAGCUCUGCAAGCCACUAAGGUUGAGGAAAGGAAAGUUGACACUAAGGUGUUUGAGUCCAUGCAGCAGCUCUCUAGCAAGAAGAGUAACAAUGAUGAAAUCUUCAUCAAGCUGGGAUCAGACAAGGACAAACGCAAAGAUGCUUCUGAGAAAGAAGAGAAGGCUAAGAAGUCGGUGAGCAUUAACGAGUUUUUGAAGCCGGCUGAAGGAGAGAGCUACAACCCAAGAGGUGGAUACCGUGGAAGAGGAGGUCGCGGUGGUCGUGGACAGAGAAACGGCGGAGGAAACGUCGGAGGAAACCAAAGGUUGGGAGGAGGUGCUGCUCCGGUGAUUGGAGACAGUGCUCAGUUCCCAUCGUUGGGCAAGUAA
Messenger RNA from Thlaspi arvense, 1083 nucleotides. NCBI's taxonomy places the organism in Eukaryota, Viridiplantae, Streptophyta, Magnoliopsida, Brassicales, Brassicaceae. The record is from the annotation of a GenBank genome assembly.